AUAGUGUUGCGGGAGAUCCGAGGCUGAGGAACACGGAGGCAGUUUAUAUUUUUGUGUGUUUCCCUUGAAUUUAACGUCGUUGGCAUGUGCUGAAGCGGUGUGUGUGUGCUGCAGUGAGGCGAGCAACGGGUCUGUUGAGAGGGAAGGGUGUGUGUUAGAGUGAAGGCCAGAACCACCACCACCAUGGACUCACUCACCAGACAGUUUGAUGAUUUAAUUCGCACCAUGAAACUCCUGUCUGAUCCCGCUGAGAAAAAGUUCCUGGAGUUCACAGAAGGAGUAGAGGGGCAGCAGCGAGAGUGGCAGGGUCUGGCUGGCGAGGUGCAGCGACUACAGGAACAGGUGAACCAGAGCCAGAAGACUAUCAAGAACCUGGAGAUGAAGCUGAAGAACGCACGGCACUUGCUCGACCUGGAGAAGGGACGGAGGAUUGCUGCCGAGAAUGAGAAGAGAGAUAUGGCUGGCCAGAUCCUGCUUGCGGUGGAGAUGCUGGCUCAGGGGCAGGUGGUGAAGACAAAGGAGCGACUAGAGCAGCUGCAGCAUUCCUUCUCCUCUGAGGCACCGGGCCAGGGACACGGUCUGAGCCGCCAGCACUCACCCAAUGGCCCCCUGUCCACUAUCACCGAGGAUCAUGACUCUAUUGGCACCAUCCUCAACGUGUCGCAAAUGAACAUCACAGAGGAGGAUGAGCUGGAGGACUCCCGGCUGCGUUCUGGCCGUUCCUACAAGCGCAAGUCCUCCCCCGACAGGCUAGACAGGUCCUCAGGGGCAGGGCGCAAGCGACUGUCUGGCAGGAAGAGUGGUGGUGAAGGCAAGGAGAACAAACACAGCCUUGAGGUGAAGACAGAGGUGACUUGCUACACAGAAGGAGAUGAACUGAAGGGUGUUAAAGUCGACAUUCAGCCCUCAGCACCCCCAUACUUGUCUAUCAUUGGUGGGGAGGGCGUGGAUCUUUCAUCAGAGAAGUCGUCACUGGAGAGCAGCAGAGAGGAUAUGAUGAGUCCUCUUAAGAAGCCCCCUCGCACCCCUGCCCCUCCACCCCCUACCCCAGCGGCAGGGAACAGGCAGGGUAUGCUCUCCCCUUCAGUAAACUACAACUACAUCAAUCUUGGUACUCCUGUUACGCCUCAGCACCAGGCAUACAGCACCCCGACAAGCACCCCACACACCCCUGCCCUGCGUAACUACAGCUCGGCCAGCAAAGUGAAUGGACGAACGCACGCUUUUGUUCUCAAGACGUCCUAUAAGAUUGAUCACUGCCAGCCGUGUGGGAAAAGGAUCAAGUUUGCCAAGGCGUGUUUGAAGUGUCGUGACUGCCGGGCCAUCUGUCACACCGAGUGCCGGGAGCAGGUGCCCCUCCCAUGUGUGCCCACUGCCAACACACCCAACAAGGGCCCUAUGGGCACCAUUGCUGAUUAUGCCCCCUCCGCACCUCCCAUGGUUCCUGCCCUGGUGGUUCACUGCACUAAUGAGGUGGAGAACAGGGGCCUUACUGAGGUGGGAAUAUAUCGUCUCUGUGGCUCGGAAAAGGAUAUUAAAGAGCUCAAGGAGCAGUUUCUUAGGGGCCGUGGGCUACCUAACCUCUCCCAGCUGGACAUCCACGUCGUCUCUGGGACUCUUAAGAUCUUCCUGCGUAGUUUGAAGGAGCCACUCAUCACCACUGUGCUCUGGAAGGACUUCACUCUUGCUGCCAGGGAAGCCAACCAGGACUGCACUGCCUCCCUCUACCAGGCCAUCUCUGAACUGCCACAGCCUAACAGGGAUACACUAGCCUGGAUUAUUGCGCAUUUGCAGAGGGUUGCAGAGUGUCCAGAAUGCAAGAUGCCGGUGACGAACCUGGCCAAGGUGUUCGGGCCGACACUGGUGGGUUACUCCAGCGCUGAGCCAGAGAUGCACACCAUGAUGCAGGAGACUCGACUGCAGCAACUGGUGAUGGAGAAGUUGCUGGAGAUAUCAUCUGACUACUGGAAUUCCUUCAUCCAAGUGGCAGACGAGAACACACAGCCAAUAGAGCCACGGACACCUGACUUUGGGGGCUCCAUGCUGGGUGGUGUGCCUCGCUCCACCUCCCGGCGCCGCUCCCAGCUCUUCCGCACCCCUCUGCAGUCUAGGUGAGGGGUGGGGGCAGAGGGAGGAAGGGAGAGGAGAGGCAGUUGAAAGAGACAGCAACAGUCACCACCCACGGAAAUAAAGGAGAGUAGAAGCCUAGUGCAGCAGUUUUGUCCUGGGAUAUUGACACUAGGAGACAAGAACUGAGUGUGUGAGGAUGUGUUUGUGGAGGCGAGGGAAGCAAUUUCAUCCCCACACCACCUCACACUGCCUUACCUAUGCCGUCUCCAUGUUGCCUUUGUCCAGUUGGUGUAUUCUGUAUAUUCAUUCUUGUAUUUACUCACAUUCCCAUAGUUGUUGUGUCUAUUGAGUCGAUCUGUCAAUGCGUUUAGUGUUGAAGGUGUUAAGUUAAGGUUUUAUAUAUGCCAUUUAUAUUUACACAGUUUCACUUAGUCCUGGCUAGCUAUAUUUUUUCAGUUUUCUAGCACUUAUAUAGCUGUGCAUAAUGUUUUGUAUAUUUUUCUAGUUUUCAUACAUUUAUACUUAUGACUAAUGUGUUCUAGGAGACAGUUACAUAGAUCCUUUGGUGAUUCAUCUAUUCUAUUACUCUGUUGUAUUCCUCAUCCUUAUCUCACCAAAGGAAUGGCAUCUCCCUGCUGGCUAUUGCAGUCUGUAUUAUCAUUUUUACACUGCUUACUUGGUUAUUGUCAUCUCUCGCCUGACUGCUAAACUGUCAGUCUAAUAUAGGAUAAGACUAUUCAACAGAUCUUCACUUAUUUUACUUGCUUCCUCCUCUGUUCCCUUGGCUGGUUAUCAAGAUGGGCUAUCUGCAGGGUGGUCUGUGCUUGCAGGGACUGGCUGUUUGUUUAAGUGCCUACUUCUAUUUAUCCCUGUUUACUCAUGAUCUUGGUAAGGUGAUAAGAUGCAAGGAUUAGGUAUCAGUAUGGAGAUUAUGUGCCUAAAGACCUGUAUUGCAUGUAUAGCCUUGAGUGUGUUUUGGAGGUAUGCAUACACACUUGGCAGGAUUACAACUGUACAAGGGUUAGUUUGUGUGGAAAUGCAUAUAAACACUAUUGGCUGAUAAAAUGCAAGGGUCUUAAUUUUGCUAGAAGUAGGGUGUUAUUGAUAGCUUUACUGUACAGCCUCUCAUAUCCUGGUACUCUCCACACUGCUCGGUUCUGGUUACUGGGAAGCCCUCGCUGUAUUGGCCAGGAAUAGUAGAAGUGCCGCUGAUGUGUUCCGUAACCCCUAGAAACAUGCAUAAUAUUAACUGGACCUGUUAUUACUUAGCCUUAUGUUAUCUCUCAUCCAUAAUUUGUGUUUUGUUAUUGAUGUUCUCAUUAUUUUAUACACUACAGUGAAGUAUAUUUGUUUAUUGAGUACCUCAUCAUUUGUUGUUGGAUUGGUAAUUGAAAUUCAUAUGGUUUUAAUUACAUAUGACUUUACAAACUCCAGUUCAUGUUUAGAAAAUGUCACAUGUGUAUGAUUUAUAUGCUAAUGUUACAGGCUUUUCUUGGUGCUGACUGUGACAUGUUCCUUUACUUCCUUGUCUCUUUUUUUUCUCUUUAUAACAUCCUUAAUGCCUGUCUUGAUUUACUAUGUCUUUUGUUUUUCUUUCUAUCUGACCAGCACCUAAUCACAAAAUAUUUCAAAUGGACAGACUUUCUUGAUCAUAUUUUGUCUUUUUUCUGAGCUUUUUCACAUCUGACUAGCUCCUCCUACCUUACAGUUUCCCUGUCCCAAAGAUAAGAAGACACAUCAAGCAGUCUUUAACUUUUUUCCAUGUUUCUUCAUCUCUUCUCUUCCUUGACUCAAACUAAGAUACCUCCAGCUAUCCUCUUUUUCCACUUCCAGCUUUCCACUUUUUUUAAACCUUCAGCUAUCCUUCACUUUUUCCUCCUCCAGCUGUCCUACACUUUUUCACCUCCAGCUCUCCAUUUUUUAUUUAAUUAUUUAUUCUUUUCUACCUCCAGCUUUAAGUUUUUCUUAACUUCUGUUGUACUUCUCUUUUUCUGUACCACUUGACGGUCUCCUUUCCUUUCUACACAUGACGGUAAAAUGAUACAAACUUCUGACAGAUCUUAACUUCUAUUCUUUCCUACCACAAUUUUGUAUAUCCUUCUUUACCUGUUCCCUCCUUGACCUACACACAAGAUUCUCCUAAAGUCCCUUAUUAAACUUUUCUAUCCUCUAUGUUAUUUUUUUCUUGACUAACAAAUAGGAUUAUUCCAAAAACACUACAACACUUAACAUUUUCCUUUCUUUCAGUCUUUUUAAACUUUUCAUUCUCUUCAUUCUCUAUUUUUUUUUUUCCUUGAACAUAAAGAUAAUUCCAACAGCACUUCACUUUUCUGUUCCACUCUACAUUCUCGUUUCUUUUCACCAACACAGCAAGUAAUCGCAAUAUCCAACGUACUUAUUCCUUAACAUAGAGCAGAGGGGCCUUCCUUGCAUUGGUCUCCCUCUGGACUCCAAAAUGAACAGGUCUGGGCAUGUACAUAUUGUAAGUUAAGGUUGUGUAUUAUAGUGCAAGCAAACCACAUGUAAACUGCCUCACUAAUACUGUAUUGUGUCAGAGGAUGUGUUCAACUCCUCAUCUGGAAUCCAUGUGCUAUGUGAUUUCUUUUUUUGUAAUUUUCUACGCCAAACCAUCUUUAGUGAAUUCAAUACAUGUAUCUGAUGACU
Portunus trituberculatus (swimming crab) is the source of this 4734-nucleotide messenger RNA. RefSeq names its product rac GTPase-activating protein 1-like. The record is from RefSeq and is a predicted model, not a curated record. Gene Ontology annotation, biological process: signal transduction. Lineage: Eukaryota; Metazoa; Arthropoda; Malacostraca; Decapoda; Portunidae. The coding region runs from base 184 to 2115 and encodes 643 amino acids. The transcript is spliced from 15 exons.